This is a messenger RNA of Metschnikowia bicuspidata var. bicuspidata NRRL YB-4993, 2445 nucleotides long. It is a transcript of the gene NOP14, whose product is annotated as snoRNA-binding rRNA-processing protein. Gene Ontology annotation, cellular component: Noc4p-Nop14p complex; nucleolus; small-subunit processome. NCBI's taxonomy places the organism in Eukaryota, Fungi, Ascomycota, Pichiomycetes, Serinales, Metschnikowiaceae. The transcript has a single exon. Bases 1 to 2445 code for a protein of 814 amino acids. Gene Ontology annotation, biological process: maturation of SSU-rRNA. The record is from RefSeq and is a predicted model, not a curated record.
AUGGCCGGAUCGCAGCUCAAGCAGCUCAAGGAAGCGCUCAAGGCGAAAGGCCUCGUGGGCCAGACGAACGUCAAACGCAAGAAUAAGAAAAACGCACCCUCCGAAACCAGAAAAGACCAGGAGGAAAAGCGCAAGGAGAUCAGCAAGAUCCGGGACGAGUUCAACAAGUUUGACCAGCGUAUCAACCGGUCGAAACACGAUUUCACCGUCAUUUCCGGGGGCAAGUUUGUCAAGGCGGGCUCAAAGCAACACAAUGACUCGUCCAAAACGCAUUCCUCCGUGGAAAAGGCCAUGCGGUUGGAUUACGACGCCGAGAAAAAGGUCAAGAACCGGGUCGGCGGGGUCAUUGACCGCAGAUUUGGAGAGAGCAAUCGCCACAUGACCCAGGAGGAGAAAAUGUUGCAGAGAUUCACGCGGGAAAGACAGAGUAGUUCAAAAAAGAACGUCUUUUCUUUGGGCAGUGAAGACGAGUACGACGACGAUGACGCCGACGGUGGGUUUGCCCUCACACAUUCGGGCAAAAAGCUUGCUUUUGCCGACAACGACACCCUCGCCGACGAAGGCUUGGGUGCGGCCUCGGAGAAGCGGUUCGUGGACGAGGACAGUCUCACGGACCAGCCUGCGCGCAAGAAAUCCAAGAAGGAGGUCAUGGCCGAGGUCAUUGCCAAGUCGAAGUUCUACAAAAGACAGAGACAGGCUGCGUUUGAGAAAGCACAGGACGAGAUCAUGGACUUGGACGACGACUUUGCGGACGUGAUGGGCGAAAUCCACUCGCAGCGCAAAAGCAACCAGAGCAUGACCGCCAAGUCCAAGCAGGAUAUCGACUACGAUGCCAAGGUGCGUGAGCUCACGUACGACCGAAGAGCCGUGCCCGCGGACAGAACGAAGACCGACGAGGAGAUCGCCAAGGAACAUACUGACAAGAUGAAGAAGUUGGAGGAGGACCGCAUGAAGAGAAUGACUGGAUUGCAGGACCAGGGCGAGCAGGACGCGGAUGACUUGGGCGACGAGUUCUGGGCCGGCAGCGGGGAUGAGGCUGAGGGCGUGGCUAUAAAUGAUGGAAGCGAGGCCGAAGACCACGGCUCAAGCGAUGGAAGCGAAAGUGAGGGGGCCGAAGACGAUGGGCCGUAUGCCCGCAGGCUCAAAAAGGCAUCUGCCCCGCCAGUCUCGAUGCCGGGCUCGCACGUGGAGCUCGCUUCCCAGACGCAAGACAUGGACACACAGCAGACACUUGCCCAUGUCAAGAAGAUUCUCGCGCUAUAUGAUCCACGUCUAGCGCAGGGAAACAAGGAGAAAACCGAUGUCUUUGUGGGCAUUCUCUUCGAGCACAUCUUGGCCGUGGGCAACCAGCCCGACGCUCCCUCACAGAUGGUGGAUUCGCUCACGCACUUGUUGAGGACAUUGGCCGAGAGAUACAACGAGGCCCUUGUCGAGGUGAUCCGCGCCACCAUGGCCGAGGUCGAAGAGCGGGUGGUCAAGGCGCAGUUGCAGAAAAAGGACAUUGUGUUUUUCGUGGUGUUGGGCUACGUGUUCUCGACGUCCGACCACUACCAUUUGGUGGUCACGCCGGCGUUGAUUCUCUUGAACCAGUACUUGAGUGCGUGCAUUGGUGUGCGCGACGACUUGACAGUCCAGCAGUUGGGCCAAGGCGUGCUCGUCUGUGAGAUCUUGCUAAGCUACCAAUCGUUCGCCAAGAGAUUUGAUCCCGAGGUCGUCAAGUUCUUGGAACGUUGCUUGGUUAGCCUCUUGCCGGUACAGGCCCCAAUUGAAGGCACUCUCUCGGGCGGAGACUGCAAGUCCAGGCUCAAGCUCAGCAAGACUUACAAGCCAGAGCCGCUCGAAGAUACGCCCAUCAGAGUGCAGGCAUUGUUCGAGAGCCCCACGGACGAGGCCUUGCUCAAGUUCCAAUUGAUUGGCAAGGCGCUCGCGCUCAUGGAUCAAUGCGUUGGAUUGUGGAAGGAGAAGUCUGCGUGCAUCGAGCUCUUGCGCUCGUUCAAUGCCAUCAUGAAGGUGGCCGCCCGGUUCUACAGCGGGCAGUUGCCGAGAUUGGGCGAGAUGAUGGCGAGGUACAGCAAGCUUCUUGGGAACCAGGUGCAGAGCCGCCGGCCGUUGACGUUGCAGGAGCACAAGAAGAUGUCGAUCAAGACGUUUGCGCCGAAAUUCGAGGAGAACUUCAACCCCGACAAGAAGUCGUACGACAUCAACCGCGAGAGACAGGAGUUGAACAAGGUCAAGGCACAGGUCAAGAAGGAGACGAAGCUGGCGUUGAAAGACAUCCGGAAACAGACCAAGUUCGUGGCCAGGCAGCAGAUCGAAGAGAAGAAGGAGAUGUACUCGGACUACCACCGCAAGAUGGCCAACAUCGUCAACUCCAUCUCGACGGUGGAGGGUGCGGAGAAGAACCAGUACGAGAGAGAGAAGAAGAAGCGCCAGAACCAGCGCUAG